Molecule: messenger RNA, 2382 nt
Organism: Pieris macdunnoughi
Lineage: Eukaryota; Metazoa; Arthropoda; Insecta; Lepidoptera; Pieridae
Source: the annotation of a GenBank genome assembly
AUGGCGAAAAAAAGCAAACCAAAAAUUAGUAAGUUAAAGAGAACUAACCACACCACAAAUAAAAUGAAGAAGGCUGGUAAACUGAAAUUACAAAGGCAUAAACAGAAACUACAGAAACAAAAGCAACCUCUACAGAAGCAAAUAGAAUAUAGCAGUGAAAGUGAAGAGUCUACCAAUGAAUGGGCUGACAUGUUGGAUGAUGAGGAACAGAAGUAUAUUCUAACAAGGCUAGCAAAGCAACCUCAACUGCUGUCCAAUGUUCCAGAGGAGGAAGAGAGCAACAAGCAAGGAAAAAAAAGGAAAAGAAGUCGAGUGAAAGUACAGAACCAAGAACGUGACAGUGGAGCAGAAACUGAUAUGGAAGAAAAAUAUGAACAAGAACAGGCUGACAAACCAGUUAAGAAACUAAGACCAUUACUUCCCAUCAAGACAAAAGAAGGAAUUGUACAGAGAGCUGAGGAGAUGGAAUUAUCAGACACUGGAUCAAAUGACAAAGACGAAGAAUUGCAACUUGAAGAAUCUGGGGAUGAACAGGAACAUCAAGAAUCAGGGGAUGAAGUAGAUCCUGAAUCAGAUUCUGGUUUAGACCCUGGUGAGGAAGAAGGUAGAGUUGUGACUACAGUGGAGCUGUUGGCUGAGAGAAGAAAUCGGCUACAGCAUGAGAAACUAAGGAUUGGAGCACUUUGUUCCUCUCUGCUUGAGAGUCCAGAGAAAAAGCUUAAGAAUCUAUAUCCUAUUCUAUAUUUGAUGGAAGACAAACUAAAGGAUGGUUCUUUAAAUCUACUGUCAGUACGUAAGCUGGCAACUGUAUCUGCUGCUGAGGUAUUUAGCGAUAUUUUACCAGAAUACAGGAUUAGGCAUCAAGAUUAUUCUGACAUCAAAUUAAAAAAGGACACACUGGCUUUAUACAAGUUUGAAAAGGAGCUAUUAGAGUUUUACAAGAGAUACCUUGUUAGAGUAGAGAAAGCUGCUAAUUUAUUGAGAAAGAAGAAAGGCGAUAAUCGGAAACUAGAUCCACCGACAACUAGUCUAGCGCUACUUUCUCUUCGAUCAAUGUGCAGUCUUCUUGAAGCCAAGCCCAACUUCAACUUUUCAACUAACAUAGCCCAAAGUGUGGUACCGUUUCUAGACAGUCCCAUACCUGAAGCCAGGAGCUUAGUUACUGAAUGUUGCUGUAAUGUUUUUAAAGAAGAUAGAAAGGGAGAGAUCACCCUUGAUAUAGUACGUCUAAUUAACCAAUUAGUUAAACGCCGCGGUGAACGCUUACAACCAACCGCAUUAGACUGCCUACUGUCACUGAAGAUCGCAGAUGUUCAACUUGAUGCCGAGACGGAUAUUAAGAUGAAGAAGAAACAAGAUGAGAAGCAUAAGAAACGAAUUGUGAAUUUAUCAAAGAAGGAGAAAAAGCGUGCCAAGAAACUUAAAGAAGUAGAACGAGAACUUCUAGAAACAGAAGCUAAAGAGAACGAAACUGCUCGACUGAAGCAGCUCACGGAAGUUACCCGACUCGCCUUCCAUAUUUACUUCCGGUUGCUUAAAACCGCUCCCAGGUCAAAACUACUCAUCGCUGUUUUACAGGGAUUAGCUAAAUUCACACAUGUCAUAAAUUUGGAGUACUACAGUGAUUUAGUUGCGAUUCUGACGCAGCUAGUUCGUGACGAAUUAGUCGAUGCUCGUUCUAGGCUUUUGUGCGUUCGUACAGUACUUGCGAUGUUAUCGGGUGCUGGGGACGCGCUUAACAUUGACCCCCACCACUUUCACGACCAUUUGUACGCAAGUGCCCUCACCGUACACGCUGCAUCAAACGAUUCAGAAAAUCGCUUAGUACUGGAGGCGAUAUCAGCCAUUUGUGGUCGUGCUAGACGCGUAUCGGCCAGUGUGCUUUUGGCAUUCAGCAAACGUUUGGGAACGCUUGCAAUCCAACAACAACAUCACGCGGCAUUGGCUGCUCUUACUUUGCUUCACCAACUUGUACAGCAAAGCAAAUCUGUCUCCUCCCUCCUAGACACGGAAGAAAUAGUUGGAUCUGGUCGUUUUGAUCCUUUCGCGAAGUCGCCUGAACAUUGCGCUGCGCAUGCGGCGACACUUUAUGAACUAAGUGCUCUAUCUCGACAUUACCAUCCUACUACUGUCAAAGUAGCUAACGCUUUACUUGCUGGAGGACCGCUGCCCAAUGAGCUUUUGAAAAUGAGUCCUCUUCAAAUAUUUGACAACUACAACGGCUCGCAAAUGGCCUUUAAACCUGCAAUACCACCUCCGGCAGCAGAAAUAAAAAGAAAGAGUGGUUCAAACCGUCCACACGUCUGGACGCAACAAGAGUUUAAAACACACUGCCUUAAUGUUGAAGAAAAUGUAGAAAUCACGCUUGACAAUGUUACAUAA